Messenger RNA from Cynocephalus volans (Philippine flying lemur), 3826 nucleotides. It is a transcript of the gene PRG4, whose product is annotated as proteoglycan 4. The transcript has 12 exons. Gene Ontology annotation, molecular function: polysaccharide binding; scavenger receptor activity. The record is from RefSeq and is a predicted model, not a curated record. NCBI's taxonomy places the organism in Eukaryota, Metazoa, Chordata, Mammalia, Dermoptera, Cynocephalidae. Gene Ontology annotation, biological process: immune response. The coding region runs from base 28 to 3645 and encodes 1205 amino acids.
CUCAUCUAUCCUUUUACUGCAAGGUGCAUGCAGUACCUGAAAACAACCAUGGAGUGGAAAAUAUUUUCCAUGUACUUGUUGCUGCUGGUUUCUGUUUUCUUGAUUCAGCAAGUUUCAUCUCAAGAUUUAUCAAGCUGUGCAGGGAGAUGUGGGGAAGGGUAUUCUAGAGAUGCCCCCUGCAACUGUGAUUAUAACUGUCAACACUACAUGGAGUGCUGCCCUGAUUUCAAGAAAGUCUGCACUAAGGAGCUUUCCUGUAAAGGCCGCUGCUUUGAGUCCUUUGCACGAGGAAGGGAGUGUGACUGUGACUCCCAAUGUGACAAGUAUGGCAAGUGUUGUUCGGAUUAUGGCAGAUUCUGUGCAGAAGUGCAUAAUCCCACAACUCCACCAUCUUCAAAGACUGCACCUCUGCCUCCAAGAGCACCUCAAACCAUCAAAUCAACAACCAAACGUUCACCCAAAUCACCAGAUAAGAAGACGACUAAGAAAGUUAUAGAAUCAAAGGAAAUAACAGAAGUAAAAGAUAACAAGAAGAAAAGAACUCCAAAUAAGAAACCUGUCCCAGAACCACCAGAUGUAGAUGAAGCUGGAAGUGGACUGGACAAGGAUGAUUUCAGGCUCACCCCAACUCCUGACAUUCCUACCACCCAACCCAAUAAAGUUACCACAACUCUCAAGAUUACAACAGCAAAACCAACAGAUCCUAAACCCAGUCUUCUACCCAAUUCUGAUACAUCCAAAGGGAAAAAGACAACAGUUGAAACAAAGGAGACAACUGUAACAAAACAAACUUCAACUAGUGUAAAAGAGAAAACUACUUCGGCUGAAGAGACACGAAAUGCAGAGAAAACAUCUACUCAAGAUUUUGGAGCCACAUCUGAUGUUCCUGUUAAACCUACACUCAAAGCUGAAACUACAACCAAAGCCUCUGCUCUUACCACUUCCAAGAAGCCUGCACCCACCACCCCCAAAGAGCCUACACCCAGUACUACCAAGAAGCCUGCACCCACCACCCCCAAAGAGCCUACACCCACUACCACCGAGAAGCCUGCACCCACCACCCCCAAAGAGCCUACACCCACUACUACCGAGAAGCCUGCACCCACCACCCCCAAGGAACCUACACCCACUACCACCAAGGAACCUACACCCACUACCACCAAGGAACCUACACCCACUACCACCAAGGAACCUACACCCACUACCACCAAGAAGCCUGCUCCCAUCAUCCCCAAGGAGCCAGUACCUACUCCCACCAAGGAGCCCGCACCCACCACCCACAAGGAGCCCACUCCCACCACCCAACACCAUGAAGUUACCACAUCUCCCCAGAUUAUAACAGUAAAACCAACAGAUCCUAAACCCAGUCUUCCACCUAAUUCUGAUACAUCCAAGGAGACAUCUUUGACAGCCAAUAAAAAGACAACUGUUGAAACUAGAGAGACUACCAUAACAAAUAUACAGACUUCAACUAGUGUAAAAGAGAUAACUUCAGCUGAAGAGACACAAAAUGCAGAGAAAACAUCUACUCAAGAUUUUGCGGCCACAUCUGAUGUUCCUGCUAAACCUAUACCCAAAGUUGAAACUACAACCAAAACCCCUGCUUUCACCACCCCCAAGGAACCAGCUCCAACCACCCCCAAGGCACCAGCUCCAACCACUCCAACCACCCCCAAGGCACCAGCUCCCACCACCCCCAAGGCACCAGCUCCAACCACUCCAACCACCCCCAAGGCACCAGCUCCCACCACCCCCAAGGCACCGGCUCCAACCACUCCAACCACCCCAACCACCCCCACGGCACCAGCUCCCACCACCCCCAAGGCACCAGCUCCAACCACUCCAACCACCCCCAAGGAACCAGCUUCCACCACCAAGACACUGGCUCCCACUACCCCCAAGGAUCUAGCACCCACCACCUCAAAGAAGCCCACUCCUACCACCCCCAAGGAGCCUACACCCACCACCCCCACAGAGCCUACUCCAACCACCUCCAAGCCCUCUGUUCCAACUACCACCAUGGAGCCUCCCAAUACCCCCGAGAUGCCAGCAGAAUUAACUCCUGAGUUUUCCGCAGGACCCACAUCAAAGGCUCUUGAAAACAGUCCAAAGGAGCCUGUUGUACCUGCAACUAAGACUUCUGAAGUGACCAAGGUUGAAAUGACUACAAUAGUUAAAGACAAGACAACAGAAAAAGACAUACGUACUACACUUGAAAUUACAACUGCUGCACCUAAGAUUACAACAAAAGAGACAGCAACUACAACAGAAGAAAAGACUACUGAAUCCAAAAUAACAAGUACAACCAUGCAAGCAACAUCUACCACAACUCAAGAUACCACAUCACUCAAAAUUACUACUCUUAAAGCAACAACUCUUGCACCCACAGGAACGACUGCAACAAAAACGUCAACUACUACAACUAAAAAGAUUAUAAACAAACCCGAAGGAACAACAACUAGACCGAAAGAUACAACUAAUUCUAAAGCAACAACUCCUAAACUCCAAAAGCCAACCAAAGCACCCCAAAAGCCUACUUCUACAAAAAAGCCAAACAUAACACGUAGAGUGAGAAAACCAAAGACUACACCACCUCCCCCAAAGAUGACUUCAACAAUGCCUGAAUUAAACCCUACCACUUUAGCAGAAGCCACGCUCCAAACCACCACCAGCCCUAAACAAACUCCAAACUCAGAAAUAGUUGAAUUAAAUCCAACGUACGAAGAUGCAGAUGGUGAAGGAGAAAAACUUCUUAUGAUUCCCAUGCCACCUGUGUUAACUCCUAUAGUUAUUCCAGGCACUGAUUACUUAGUGAGAGGACACAUUCAAGGCCCUAGCACCAACCCCAUGCUUUCAGGUGAGACCAAUUUAUGCAAUGGUAAGCCGGUAGAUGGACUGACUACUUUGCGCAACGGAACAUUAGUUGCAUUUCGAGGUCAUUAUUUCUGGAUGCUAAAUCCGUUCAGUCCACCAUCUCCACCUCGCAGAAUUACUGAAGUUUGGGGUAUUCCUUCCCCCAUUGACACUGUUUUUACUAGAUGCAACUGUGAUGGAAAAACUUUCUUCUUUAAGGAUUCUCAGUACUGGCGUUUCACCAAUGAUAUAAAAGAUGCCGGGUAUCCCAAACAAAUUGUAAAAGGAUUUGGAGGACUAAAUGGAAAAAUAGUGGCAGCUCUUUCAAUCGCUAAAUACAAGGACAGGCCUGAAUCUGUGUAUUUUUUCAAGAGAGGUGGCAGUGUUCAGCAGUAUACUUAUAAACAGGAACCCAUCAAAAAGUGCACUGGAAGAAGGCCUGCUAUAAAUUAUUCAGUGUAUGGCGAACCAACACAGGUUAGGAGACGUCGCUUUGAACGGGCUAUAGUACCUUCUCACACCAUCAGAAUUCACUAUUCACCAGUCAGAGUUGCUUAUCAAGAUAAAGGUUUACUCCAUAAUGAAGUUAAAGUGAGUACACUGUGGAGAGGAUUUCCAAGUGUGGUUACCUCUGCUAUAUCGCUGCCCAACAUCAGAAAACCUGAUGGCUAUGAUUACUACGCCUUUUCUAAGGAUCAUUACUAUAACAUCGAUGUGCCUAGAAGAACAGCAAGAGCAGUUACUACUCAUUCUGGGCAGACCCUAUCCAAAGUCUGGUACAACUGUCCUUAGAAUGAUGGGCAAAGGAGAGUCAUCUAACUGAAAUGAAGAAAAGAAUGAUAAAUUCUGACACUGAAAUACAUUUUAUUAAUAAAGAAUAUUGAGAUGAGCAUACCAAUUUAAAUACAAAAAUGUUUUUAAACUCGACAAUCAUUACACUAAAACAGAUUUGACAAUCUUAUUCACAGUUUUU